Molecule: messenger RNA, 5484 nt
Organism: Diabrotica virgifera virgifera (western corn rootworm)
Lineage: Eukaryota; Metazoa; Arthropoda; Insecta; Coleoptera; Chrysomelidae
Product: zinc finger protein 239-like
Exons: 2
Coding region: 66-572 (168 amino acids)
Biological process (GO): regulation of transcription by RNA polymerase II
Cellular component (GO): nucleus
Molecular function (GO): DNA-binding transcription factor activity, RNA polymerase II-specific; RNA polymerase II transcription regulatory region sequence-specific DNA binding
Source: RefSeq, a predicted model, not a curated record
GAAAACUUUUGUUUAUAUAAAAAUAAAAUUUUUGUUUAUUUGGCCUUGUUAAAUCAAAUUUUUACAUGGAAAUAAAACAAGAAACUAGUGAGAAAACUUUUAAAAUAGAAAUAGAUAAUGAAACAAGUGUUCAUCCUUUGAAUGCCUUCAAAAUAGAAAUUAAGGAAGAACCUAAAAGAGAAGGUUCAUACCAGGAAUUUAAUUAUUUAGAUUUUAAAGAGUUUCCUGUAAAGACUAAAGCAGAACAAGAACAAGAUGAAUAUAAAUUGACUCUACUUGAAGAAAAGCAAACAACAAAUGAAGAAAAAAGGAAACCCAUUAAGGAGCUAAAAGAACUACCAAUAGGGAAACCAUUUCCCAUGCACUCAGCAAAAGUGGUCAACGGGCAAUUUGGAGAAACAGUUCUCCUUGAUUUGGGGCUGGAAGUAGUUUUUCUGCCUCCACGGGUGACCGAAGUAUACCAACCUGCCAUAAACACGCUGUGCGGAGAAAAAUACUGCCUAAUAUUUGAAGGGGAAGUGGAUGUGAGAAAGGCAAGACCCCUAUUAUCAUUUAGGAUAACGGAAAAUUAACUGUCAGAAAAAAGGAUAUGGGUGAGCAAUUUUUAAUUUUUUUCUCAUUUGUUUGUCGUAAAGUAUUCUUUUAUAAAAUAAAAUGUCUCUGAAUAAUAUUGAUAAUAUCAUUAAACAAACGGACGGUGUUGUACUAGCAAUUAGAAAGUUACGAAAAAUUUUAUUUGAUAAUUUUACAAUCAGUGAUGUGGAAGUGUGGUUAAAUAGAUUACAAAAACAAAUUAGAUUAUGUAAAAGGGUAAUCCGUAGUAGAAAACAGAAUAAAUUAUCUGUAGGGACUUAUAGAAAAAUAGAAACAAAUUUGGGUCAUUUUAAACAUUUUAGAAAGCUAAUUUUAAAUAGACAUAUUGGGGCAGGUCUUCACCUAAAGUUGGGGCAGAGGGUUAAAUGGGAAAAUGUACAAUCAAGCUUUCAAAGUAGAAUCAAAACCGGAAUUAUAGCUAAUUUACGACAUAAGGAUUUGAAUCAGUUUUUAGGAGAUUGCGUAGUUGUUUUUAAAAAUAAAAUCGGUAAAAUUUUAAAAACUCACUCUGCGCUUAAAGUAAAUACAGCAUUUUGUGGGGAGUUUAUUAGAAAAUCAGGAGAUAAUGAGAUUGUGGAGAUUAAAUAUUUUAAUACUAAAAAUUAUGUUAUUGAUAUAUCAACUCAAAUAUACGAAUGGUUCCAGGGAAAUGUAGUAGAUAAACUUUUAGACGAAUUAUCGAAAUUUGCCGAAAAAGAUUCGGGAUUUGCAUUAAAUAAAAUUAUUUCUUUGGCUGUUACUAUCAAUAAAUUUCAACUUGGGAACGGUUCAUCUUACAUUAGACUCACAGAACCAAUUUAAAAAAUAGCUUGUAUUAAUGUAAAAAAUACGGAUCAGAACUGCUUUUACUGGGGUAUCGUAAGUAUUUUACGGAAGUUUUACAAACAGAGAAUUUAGCUAGUCCUAUGCCAUUAUCACAAAUUUCAAAAUUUGAAAAAUUAAAUAACAUUUCAGUCAAUGUUUACGCUCUAGAAUUAAUUGAAACAGAGAAAACAUCGUUUUACACAGUAGUACCAGCCAGAUUGACGGAAAAUAAACGGGACACACACGUUAAUUUACUUUUAAUUCAAAAUCAUUAUUAUCCGCGCUUAAAUGAUUAUGAUGCUCCACCAACUGAAGAAAAUGAUUGUAACGAAGAGAUUAAAUACCACUAUUGUUAAAUUAAAAAUUUGUCGUAUCUUGUUAGUAGGCAAUUAAAUAAGAACAAUUACAAAAAAUUUAUUUGCGAUAGAUGUAUGAAUUAUUUUCAUCAGCAACAUAAAUUUGUUGAGCAUGAAAAAGUGUGUUCUAAAUUUAAUAAACAUAAGAUUAAUAUUCCAAAAGAGAGCCACGUCGAAUUUAAAAACUUUACAUACCAGCAAACUACUCAUUUUGUCGUUUAUGCAGAUUUUGAGUGUCAAUUAGAAAAUUAUAACCAAAGCAACGUAAAUUUAACUAGAACUUUAAAAUAUUAAAAACAUUUUCCGUACAGCGCAGGCUACUAUGUAAAAUGUUGUUAUGAUGAUAGUCUUUCUUAUUUUGAUAGUUAUCGAGGUGCAGAUUGUAUGGAUUGGUUUGCAGGUCGUAUGGUGGACGUUUCUAAUUGUGUUGCUUCGAAACUAAAAACAGUAGUGCCUAUUAUUGAAAAACCAAAUGCAAGUACAGCAACAUCUUGUCACAUUUGCAGUAAAAGUUUUUCAUCCAAAGACAUUAUUGUUAAAGACCACGACCAUUUCAAUGGGGCAUUUAGGGGCUUCGCACACCAAGCAUGCAAUCUUAACUUUAGAAAAUUGUUUGUAGUGCCCAUCGUUUUUCACAACUUGUCAGCAUAUGACAGUCAUUUUAUGAUUUCAAAUUUAUGCAAAAAAGGUUACUUGAUGUACUUCCCAUUAACAAAGGUAAAUACAUCUCCUUUACGCUGCAUUCAGAUACAAAUAUCAUUACAUUACGAUUUAUAGACUCUUUUCGAUUUAUGGGGGCUUCUCUUGAUGAAUUAGAUUCAAUUUUAGUCGAUUCAGAAAAGAAAAUUUUAAGGAGGGAAUUUUAAGGCUUAGAGAAUGAGAAAUUUAAUUUGUUAACGCGUAAAGGAGUUUUUUGCUAUGAUUACAUAGAUAGUUUGUCAAAAUUAGAUGAAACUUCUUUACCUCCAAUUGAACAUUUUUAUAAUAAUAAAUUAAAUGAUGGGAAUAUAAGUGAUGAGAAGUACCCUCAUUCGCAGUCUGUUUGGCAUCAGUUUAACAUUCAAUAUAUAGGGGAAUAUUAAAAUAUUAAAAACAGAUAUUCUGCUUCUUGCGGACGUUUUCGAACAAUUACGCAAAAAAUGUUUUUCUACCUAUGGUCUGGAUCCUGCGUGGUACUAUACAAUGCCUGGAUAUACGUGGGACUGUAUGCUUAAGUAUACGGGAUGUAGGCUAGAACACUAAAGGAUCCAGACAUGGUGCUGUUUUACGAGAACGCCAUAAGAGGUGGAAUAUCCGUAUGUAGCAACCGAUUUUCUGAAGCUAACAAUAAAUGUCUGAUUACGAUCCUAAAAAGCCGUCCAAAUACCUUAUGCACCUGGAUGUAAACAAUUUGUAUGGUUUUGCAAUGGAGCAGCUCUUACCCUACGGAAGAUUCAAAUGGGUGGAUGAUGUAUCAUCGUUUGGUGUGACAUCAAUACCCGACAACUCUGACGUAGGGUAUAUCCUACAAGUUGAUGUAUCAUACCCACAAGAAUUGCAUGAUAAACAUAAAGAUUUUCCGUUUGCAGCCGAACGCAGCGUACCACCCAGCGGCGGAGUAAAAUUACCGAAAGUAAUGGCAACACUUAACGAUAAAAAAGAAUAUACUGUUCACUAUAAAAAUUUAAAACAAAUGCUAGCUAAUGGAUUAAAGUUAACGAAAAUUCAUAAAAUUUUACAAUUUAAACAGGAAGCCUGGUUGAAGCCCUACAUCGAGCUAAAUACUCGAAAUAGCAGCUGAGACAGAUUUCGAUAAAAAUUUGUAUAAAUUAAUAAACAAUGCUGUGUUCGGUAAAACUAUGGAAAAUUUAAAAAACACCGUAUUUGCAAAGCCGUGAAAUCUUGGGGUGGUCGCUAUGGCGCAGCAUAUUUAAUUUCGAGUUUUAGAUUCCAUAGUUGCACAAUUUUAGAGAAAAAUCUGGUGGUUACCGAAUUAAAAAAGCUUGAAAUAACGUUUAAUAAACCUCUAUAUGUAGGGCAGACAAUUCUAGACCUCUCUAAGAUAGUCAUGUAUGAUUUUCAUUACACCUAUAUGUUACCAAAAAUGGGAGCAGAUAGGUGUAAGCUUAUGUACAUGGACACCGAUAGUUUAGUCUACGAGUUACAGUGUGAGGAUGUAUAUGAGGAGGUAAUUAAAGCUGACUCUAGUAAAUUUGAUACUUCAGAUUAUUCUAAAAAUAACAUAAUACAUAAAAUACCGCAAAAAAUCAAAAAGGUGCCGGGUCUAAUGAAAGAUGAAAACGGUAAAAUUAUGACACAUUUUGUUGGGCUUCGAAGUAAAAUGUAUAGUUACAAGGUGCAGGGUGGGAAGAUCGUUAAAAAUCUAAAGGAGUUAAAUAUAAUGUUAAAAAUAAAAUUAAAUUUGAGGAUUAUGUUGAAUGUUUGAAAAAUUUUAAAGAAAAAACAGCUACACAACGCUGUAUUAGAUCGUAUGCGCAUAACGUCUAUUCUAUCGAACAAAGAAAAAUUGGUUUAAGUCCGCAUAAUGAUAAUCGCCAUUUAAUUCGAAACAGUUUUGAUACACUUCCGUGGGGUCAUUACAUUAUUUUAGAAUAGGGUUGUUUUGUUAUAGAUGAACACUCCAACGUUACAGUAUUUCUCAUGAUUAUCUUUCAGUGCGUCACAGUUUUUCGAUUUCUUUCUAACGCAUUAAAUUGUAUGUGACAGAAAAAAAGGCACGUCGGUGAUUACAUUUCGUCGGUGACAUUUUUAUAACAUUUAUUCUAGUUAUUCUAGUUGUCGAUAGAUGGCGCCAUAAUAAAAAAUAUAUAUUUUUUAAUUAGAUAAUAAUAUUACAAAUAUAAUCUGUACAAUUUAUAAGACUAUACAAAUCAAAGAAAAUACCAUUUUAUAAAUGCAAGAAACACAUUUGAUUUGUUUUUAUUCCAAAUUGAAAAUAAAAUGUGACAACUGUCAGAUUUAACUAAAAUGUCAUGUUAGAAUAAUUGUCAUAAAUGUGUAUUAUCACGGACUUACCCUUUUUCCUAUCAUUUGUUACGCACUGAAAAAUGAUCAUGAAAAGGACAAUAACAACAUUAGCUGUUAGAAAACUUUGCGAUAUAAUAAUAUCGGCAGCAGAUUGUCAAAAAAUUUCCUUCAUUUAAAUGGCGUGCUAUUUUAAAACAAGCUGAAAAAGAUCUUGAACCUUCGUAUAAAGGAAUUCAAUUUAUUACAUGUUCCAAAGAAAUAGACCAGCAUUUAAUUAACACUAUAUUAGGGAGAUUGCGCUGUCCCGGCCAGACAGCAAUCUUACACUUUUGGCCAAAAAACGCAUAAGCGCCCAAUACUCCACAAGGAGGGAUGGAACGAGAGAGAGAUAUUAGGGAGAUCAGAUUGGGAUUAUGUUUUCGAAGACUAUUCUAGUUAUUGCCUAUGGUCAAGUGGAUAUUGGCUUCAACAAUAUCGUCUUAACGUAUGUAAAAUAUGUUUUUCUAAAUUUAAACAUACACAUAAAACUUUAAACAAAUAUAUAUUUGUUAGCUAUGAUCAUUCUCACGAGACGUACGAUGCUCAUGAUAUAAUUGAGGAUGUAUACCAAGAAAAAAAGUAUUGCUGUCACAGCUGCUUUAAAAGAGUACUAUUUGAAUUAAAAGACGAUGUAGGUAUUGACUCUUUUAAAAAUAAUUAACUUUUUUUCGACAAACAAAUUAAAAAAAAAUAUAUAAAAAAUUGUUCAUUCCUAUCAUAGUUA